AUGCCCGGUCCCGAGCUGUCCCCCCCGCCGGGUGCCCCGGCCCCCCCGGAGGCACCGGCCGACGGGGGCCAGAGGAAUGUGCCGGGCACCGGAGCCGCUUGCCGGAAUCCCGCCGGCCAGCGGCCACCGUCCCCAUCCCCAUCCCCAUCCCCGGGGGACGUGUCUGCUUCCAAUUAG
Molecule: messenger RNA, 177 nt
Organism: Nipponia nippon (crested ibis)
Lineage: Eukaryota; Metazoa; Chordata; Aves; Pelecaniformes; Threskiornithidae
Source: RefSeq, a predicted model, not a curated record